Molecule: messenger RNA, 5178 nt
Organism: Corapipo altera (White-ruffed manakin)
Lineage: Eukaryota; Metazoa; Chordata; Aves; Passeriformes; Pipridae
Product: KIAA0586 ortholog
Exons: 27
Coding region: 174-4184 (1336 amino acids)
Biological process (GO): smoothened signaling pathway
Cellular component (GO): centriole; ciliary basal body
Source: RefSeq, a predicted model, not a curated record
GGCAGGGAGCGGGGCGGGGAGCGGAGCUGGAACUGAGCUCUCUCUGCCCGCCAGGCACGGCGGCCCGCCCGCGACCUGCGAGGGAGCCGCGCCCCGGAGCCCUCAGGCCGCUACUGUGUGAGAUUUCCCUCUCCAUCCCCCGCCACCACCCACCCACCCACCCACCCAGCUCCAUGGAAGCGCAGAGCGGCUCCAGCUCCAGCCGGGAUUCCCUGGUCAGCCUGACGGCGGGCGAUGUGCUGAUCCGCUCCACGGGGCCCCGCGGGGAGAAGCCCCCCGGCAGGGCGGUGAGGCUGGCGGUGCAGAAGCUCCGGGAGGGGCUCUGUCCCUGCCCGGCCCCCGGGGCGGGUUCGGCCGCACACGGAGCCCUCCCGGCCCUGUGCGGGGUGGGGACCCCCCGCACCCCCCUCAGCGCCGCUCCAGGAGUCCUCAGCACUACAGGAUAUCCAGAAAUUCUGCUUCCAGUGGAAGGUGCAGAGCCCGUGUUUUUAUCCCAAAUGGAUUUUCCUAGAGAAGCUGCAGUGCAGGAAGAUCCUUCACUUCUUCUGGAGGACAGCAGAGAACCUGAAGAUGAUGUUUUUAUUUCUCAAUAUGCUACUGGGCAGAAGGAGGCUCUGAGAGCAGUGUUAAAGCAAAAAGCUCAGAAUACUCCUGUACUUAAGGAGGUGAAGGUACAGCUCCUGGGAAAUGCCUCCACAGAGAGAAGGGAAGGUGUUGGACAUGACCCCGGGCCAGCACCCAGGGAAGUGGACUCUGCAACAACCAUUGCAGCAGCCACUGCUGCUGCCAUUGCCAGCACAGCCCCACUCCUCAAGGUCCAAAACGAUUUGGAAGCCAAAGUGAACUCAGUUUCAGCAUUACUUAAUAAACUGCAGGAGACAGACAGACACCUGCAGCGUGUGGCUGAACAGCAAACCCAUAUGAGGGCUCAAAAGGAGAAGCCCCACUGUCACCACAGAGUCAGUGAGCUGGAAAAACAAAUGAAUGCUUUCAUGGUGCAGCGGAUUCAGCAUCUGGAAAAGCUACAGGAGCAGCAGAUGAAUAUUCAGUCUCAUCUCCUCAGCUCUGCAGUGAACACACGUGGGUUCCAGCAGAGUCCUGUGCCCUCCUCCAGUCUCCUGACAAAGCAACCUGAGCAGCCAGAGCAGAGAUCACUCACUAACCAAGUGCCUUUGUCUCAGAGGGGUUUGUUUCCUACCAGUGAUGCUCCUGCCCAAGCAUUUUCAAGCCAUUUUGCAAGUAAUGGGAUUCCUACACAAACAUCUCCUCUGAAGACACCAGUUCCUCGCAGGUGUGCCCCAGAGCCUGUAUCAAAAAAUGGGAGAAUCUCACAGAAAGAAAACUCUGGGAUGGAAAAGGAAAAUAUUCCCAAAGCUAAAAGUGAAGGUGAAAGGAAACUUCUGGAGCAUAUUCGAAGUUCUCAAGAAAUGCCACUGAGGCAAAAUGAGUAUUCCAAGAAAACAGCAUUAAACAGCAAUGAAAUGAGCUGGCUUUCUGAGAGGGACAGGCACAAUGCUUUGCAUACAGAGCCAGUCCCUGCUUUUGAAAGCUACAGUUCAAUUGAGAAGACAGUGAAAAAAGCAGAUGAUUUAGUUCAAGACCUUGGCCAGUUGAGAAGAGAAAUGCACAACAUGCUCCAGGAAGCAAAUUCAUGGAAAUCUGACAUGAAUGAUCUUAUUAAGUCCAAAAGUCCCACUGUUGCACCUGAUCCUCCUGAACAUCCUCUGCUCAGUAGACCAUCCAUCCUUCAAAAUAUCCAAGUGCCCAAAUCCAUCCUGAGGGAUGCUGAGAGGACUCUGAGAGGAGUUCAAAACAAUAAGAAAUUUCUCGAGGAGAAUCUGGAAGCUGUCACUCGUGCAAAGGAUGGAGAUGCCACAUAUUCCUUCAUUAACAGCUUGACUGCAAACAGAGAUGUAUUGGAAGAGAUCCGUAUCAGGAGGGCUGUGGACGAGUGGAUCCAGGCAAUCAGUGAAGAAAUCCAGGCUGAAAUGGCAAGAAAUGACUCAGAACAAGGGAAAUAUGAUCCAAAACUCCCAUGGAUCAAGAGAGCCCAAAACCUCAAGGCUAUGAAGGCCAAGAAAGAAAUGAAAGCGAAAACUCAACAAAUCCAAGGUGGCUCGACAAAGAUGCCUCUGUGUGCAGCUAAGCCAUUGCAGAGGCAAGAGGAAGAUAACACCAGGAAACAGAGGCUUAGAACUUACUUUCCUGAAGGUUUGCAGAGGAGAGAAGGAAGGGCAGAUGGCCCUAGGAGUGGAAGUGCACUGGUACAAAAUGAAGAUUAUCUGUGUCGAGUUUAUGGGAAACCAAUUUACCAGGGCCAUCGCAGCACCCUCAAAAAAGCCCCAUAUCUGAGGUUCAACUCUCCCUCUCCCAAAUCCAAACUUCCAAGGCCCAAGCUGAUAGAGUAUGUUAAAGGUACAAAGGUUAAGUCAGCAAGAACCCAGACUUCUUCUCACACACAGAAGGUCAUCACCAGCCCCAGGAAACAGCAUCCUGUGUAUGCUCUUGCCCAGGAAAAUCAGUAUGUCUUCAGUCCCAGUCAGGAUGUGCCUCCUGCCUAUGGUCCCCUUGAAGGUCACCUCAUUCCCAUGGCUAUUCCACUAGGUCAGACCCAGAGCAGUACAUCCCUGCAGCCUGCUGGGAUCAUCAUAGACAAGCCACACCCUGUCACAGUUACAACCUCCCUCCCUCAAGUGCCAAAACCUCCAGUUGAGGUAAAAAAACCAAACAUAGCUGUGAUAGAGAUGAGAUCAGAGAAAAAGGAUCCACCUCAGCUCUCUGUGCAGGUGUUACCAAAUGUGGACAUUGACAGUGUUUCGAGUGACAGUGUGAGUGUAAACCAUGUUCUUCCAGAUUCUGAACCUCUUCUUCCUCCUGUGGAUGCUGUAAUACAGACCCCAGAAGAUAUACACAGUGAAGACACAGAGUUUCCAGGAACUAAUUUCGUUGAUGUCACUGAUGUCAUGCAGGAUCAGGAAGAAGAGAGGGAUGAAAUUCCAGAGUUCUCUGAGCCUCUUCUGGAGCUUAAUGGCCAAUUUAAAGUUGCCUCACCGAAAUACAACGGUCCUUUGUUUCCUCCAGUGGCUUCUGCCCCUCAGCAGCCUGCUGAUGUUUUGGAUGAACUGAUUCAAAGGAGAGAAACCAUCGAAAACAGGCUGAUAAAUUGGGUGGAACAGGAAAUAAUGGCAAAAAUUAUCAGUGGGAUGUGUCCAGCUCAGAAGGAAACAGUACCCAGUGUCAGCACCUCGGAGAGUGGAGACGAGGAGGUUGUAACCCCUGACAUUGUUGAAGUUGCAGGUGGAGGAGGAUUUCAGCUCUUUGUCAACGCUGGUGUCCCUGUGGACUCAGAAAUGAUAAAUCAUUUUGUAAAUGAAGCUCUCAGUGAAACAAUUGCCACCAUGCUGGGUGACAGUGAGGCUCAGAGAGCAGUUCCUGAUCCAAAUGUUCUUCUGAGCACAGUGACUAAGGUGGAGUCUCCUGUGCCUACGCCACUGCCAACCCCCCAGGCCACACCACCACCAACACCACCUUCAGAAAAGGAACUGCCCCCAGUCAAAACUCCAGAGUCAUCUCCAUCUCCCACAGAAAUGAGCAGGGAUGUUCAUGAGAGUGAAAAACCUAAAGAAACAGGAGUUGGGAUUCCAGCAGCCACGGGCCGUGUUGGCACACCCGUGGUUACCCCUGUCAAUACACCCACAGCAACCACACCCAGCCCUCCUGCCUCAGAGGGGGGCUCCCACGCAGCCAAAAUGGAAAGUCCAAAGGCUCCAAACCCGUGGGAUGGUGCUGAACUUCCUCUGGAAGAAGAAAAACCCAGUCCUUUAGCUGAGGAACCCUUCCGUCCCAAGGCCAUUGAGAUGUCAGUGGCUAAUGAUGAGGAACCAGAGGCCUUGAUUUUACCAUCCCCACAGCCCUCAGCGAGGCCCCCGGAGUCACUUCCAAGCAACCUCCAGGUUCCAUCCCCUGCACCUACAGUUAGUUCUGGAGUGUCCACACAGGAAAGCAGCAUCACCCCCACAGAAACUGAAACUACAGACAGACCCAUCUCAGAAGGGGAGGUGCUCUUCAGCUGUGGACAGAUGCUGGCUGCAGGAGCAGAAGGAGGACUGUCUCUUCCAAACCUCACUGAGAGCUUAUCCAGCACUUUACGAGAUGCCAAUGAGAUGGACAGAGCUGUGAUAUAAAUGAUAGUUAACAAUUAAGUUCAACAAGGAGAAAUGCCAUAUCCUGCUCCCAAGGAGAAACAGCUCCAUGCACCAGGACAUUUUGGGGGCUGACUGGUUGGGAAGCAGCUUUGGGGGAACAAUCUGGGAAUCCUGGUGGACAAGGUGAAUGGCUCAGCCAUUGAGGCAGAGAAGGCCACCACCAUCCUUUGCUGCACUGGGAAGAGCAUUCCCAGCAGAUCCAGGGAGGUCCUUCCUCUUUCCUCAGGACUGGUGAGACAGCAUUUGGAGUAUUGUGUCCAGUCAUGGGCUCUCCAGUAUAAGAAAGAUAAGGAUUUAAUGGAGUGAGUCCAGCAAAGCUCUGCAAAAAUGAUUCAGGGAUUGGUGCAUCUGUCACACUGAGAGAGCUCAGAUGGCUCAGCCUGGAGGAGAGAAAGCUCUGAGGGGAUCUUACCAGUGUGUAUAAAUACCUGGUGAAGAGAGGGAAGGAAGACAGAGCCAGACUCUUCUGCCUGGUGCCUGGUGAAAGACAGGAGGCAGUGGAUACAGGUUGAAAUUCAGAAAAUUCUUUUUAAAUAUGAAAAAUGUUUUUACUUUGGGGGUAACCCAGCUGAAAGAACUGCCUUGAGCAGCUGGGAUGGACCAGACAAUCUCCAGAGGUCCCUUCCAAGCUCCAUAAGGCAAAUUUAAUGUCCUAAAGUAGGAGUCCACCUCUCUUCUCCCUGCCUCUCCUUCCUAAACAUUUCUACACAUACAUGGCCAUACUCUGCCUGUGCAUGUUUUCCCAUUUAAUAUCUGUGUUUUCAUUCACGCCAUAGAAUCAGAGAAUAUCCUGAGUUGGAAGGGACCCACAAGGAUCAUUAAGUCCAACUCCCUCAGCACAGGACACCCCAAAAAAACCCAACUGUAAUUGUGAGACUGUGCCCAGAACUUGCAGACUUUUAAAGCCUCCUCUGUCUGCCACACUUCCUCUCUUAAACUCUGGGCUUAAGACUCUUCAUUAUCAGGUGAACUU